This is a messenger RNA of Ahaetulla prasina, 1322 nucleotides long. RefSeq lists its product as uncharacterized. The record is from RefSeq and is a predicted model, not a curated record. The coding region runs from base 38 to 676 and encodes 212 amino acids. The transcript is spliced from 5 exons. Lineage: Eukaryota; Metazoa; Chordata; Lepidosauria; Squamata; Colubridae.
UCCAUCUCACAGAACCCAGACCGACCUGAACAGCAGCAUGAUGGCUUCCUUUGUGCUCUUCAUCUUCACCAUCUUCCUCCUUCCUGUGGCAAGAUAUGCAGAGGCAACAAAAUGUCUUGAGUGCUUCAAUGAUGGAGGAAUUUACUGCAGUAACAAGGAAAGAAACUGCACAGAUGGAGAAAAGUGCGUAGGUAUUAUCUCUAGGGCCAAGUUGUCGAGAGAGCAUGCUUUAUCCGAAUCCUUGGCCAAAACCUGUGUAGCUUCUGCAAAUCAUUUGGAGGGCGCCUUCCAUUUCAAUUUUGGAGACAGACUUAUUUUUGAGUUUGAUUCUCAGGUUUGCGAUGAUCCAGACACAUACUGCCCCGAUGGCCUUGCAGGAGACAGCAUGCGCAUCUAUGAAAAUGGGAAAUCUUGCCCAAAAUGUUUCAGAACAGGUUACGAUAACUGUACAAGCAAAGGAGAAGUGCUUUGUAUGGGUGAUUUAGUGAACUGUAUUGAAGUGAAUGGAGAAAUAAGCAGUAUGCGAUCUGGUACAAAAAUCCCUUUUGCUGGAAAAGGUUGUGUCAGCCGAUCAGUUUGCGACCUUGAAGGGAAGUCAGUCCUGCGUGGGACUUACAUAUUCACAUUUAAAAAGCUUCAGUGUUCUAAAGCCAACGUGGCUCUUCCAUUGUUGUAAUGCCUGGCUUUCACUCUGGAGAAGAAGGACCUUGGGCCUCAGGUGUCUUUCUUCCUUCCAUGCAUCCUUGGGAUCUUUCCUGUGAAAAUUCUCUCCAAAUUAAAUCAAAGGUAGCUGGCAAAGGUCUUAAGAAAGAUCAGGUUGGGGUCAGUCUCCCUCCCUUUAAGCACUGAUGAUGUUACCUAGUUUGGUAUCGAAACGUCUACAGGAAAACCACCAAGCUCACAGAACAUCGAGGAGCCCACAACUAAAUUUAUGCUGCAAAAAUUCUAUACCUCUCUGUUGCCACUCUUAAUGUCCUUCUCAAAGUUGCCAUCUAUCUAUAUUUUUUAACAGGAGAAAUUAUGGGCUAAAUUGGAAUUAUUAACUGCCGUCCAUGUAAGUUUUCAUCCCCUUAUUAUGGAAUUACAAUGAAUGUGGUAUAAAUGUCCUGCCCCAGCAAAUUUUGUGCCCCAUCUCCUGACAUGAGGUCGAGAAUCCCACCCAAAGGCUGCAAUUGCAAUUGUUGUCGAAAUAGACUAAUAUCCUUUGGUCAGUUUGAGACCACUGUUUGCAGGCAUUUCCUUUCUCUGGAAAAACAGCUUCAGCGUUUUUCUACCUUUCCGAAAUUGUAAUUGUCAUUGAUUUGUCGCAAUAUUAAAAUAAA